CAAAUCUGUACGUAUAACGUCUUAGAAAGAGAAGAUGGUUCACGCAUAUUGGUGGUCGAAAAGAACCUUGUGACUGCACUUUUCGAACACAUCCGCCAUCAGCAUCAAAGGGCUGCAGUAUGGCACGAGAAGAAGAAGAUUACCCCGAUGAAAUGGAGGAGAGGCUAGUCAAUGAAGAAUACAAAAUCUGGAAGAAGAAUACACCGUUCUUGUAUGAUCUGGUCAUCACACAUGCUCUGGAGUGGCCCAGUCUUACAGUGCAGUGGCUCCCGGAGAAGACAGUGGACAAAGACAAGAAGUCAGCAAAGCAGCGGCUGAUUUUGGGCACGCACACCAGCGAGGGGGAGCAGAAUUACCUGAUGAUCGCUGAGGUGGCACUACCCACGUCUGACUCAGAGGCCGAGGCUGCGCAGUAUGACGAGGAGAGAGGGGAGGUGGGCGGCUUUGGCGCAGCCACAGGCCGAGUGCAGGUGGUGCAGCAGAUCAAUCAUGAGGGGGAGGUGAAUCGGGCACGGUACAUGCCGCAGAACCCCUUCCUCAUCGCAACCAAGACAGUCUCGGCGGAGGUCUUUGUCUUCGACUAUACCAAACACCCCUCCAAGCCCUCCCCCAACGGCAUAUGUGCCCCGGACCUCAGACUCACAGGUCACAGAACAGAGGGGUAUGGGUUGGCGUGGAGCCCCUUUCUGGAGGGGCACCUUCUGUCGGGGUCGGAUGAUGCGCAGAUCUGCCUCUGGGAUAUCUGCGCGGCCACCAAGGGAGUCAGCACGCUCGACGCUCGCCAGAUCUUUAGGGACCACAGCGGUGUUGUGGAGGAUGUGGCGUGGCACAACCACAGCUCCAACAUCUUUGGCUCUGUGGGAGACGACAAGCAGCUCAUCGUGUGGGACACGCGGCAACAAGCUGUGGGUCAGGCGGUGAUGGCGCAUGAGGCGGAGGUCAACUGCCUCGGCUUCAACCCCUUCAAUGAGUUCGUGCUGGCAACCGGAUCGGCCGACAAAACGGUGGCGCUGCACGACCUGCGCAACCUGCGGCGGCCGCUGCACACGUUUGAGCACCACAACGAGGAGGUGUUCCAGAUCGGGUGGAGCCCCAAGAACGAGACCAUCCUCGCCUCAUGCGGCGCCGACCGCCGCCUCAUGGUCUGGGACCUCUCGCGCAUCGGCGAGGAACAGUCGCCGGAGGACGCGGAGGACGGCCCGCCUGAGCUGCUGUUCAUCCACGGGGGCCAUACCUCCAAGGUCUCUGACUUUGCCUGGAACCCCUCUGAUGACUGGGUGGUCGCCUCAGUCGCUGAAGACAACAUCCUCCAGGUGUGGCAGAUGGCGGAGAACAUUUACGAGGAUGACUUCCCCACAACCGCUGCGGCAACAUAG
Coccomyxa subellipsoidea C-169 is the source of this 1376-nucleotide messenger RNA. RefSeq names its product nucleosome remodeling factor. Gene Ontology annotation, biological process: regulation of gene expression. NCBI's taxonomy places the organism in Eukaryota, Viridiplantae, Chlorophyta, Trebouxiophyceae, Coccomyxaceae. Bases 120 to 1376 code for a protein of 418 amino acids. The record is from RefSeq and is a predicted model, not a curated record. Gene Ontology annotation, molecular function: histone binding. The transcript is spliced from 10 exons. Gene Ontology annotation, cellular component: nucleus.